Camellia sinensis is the source of this 1238-nucleotide messenger RNA. NCBI's taxonomy places the organism in Eukaryota, Viridiplantae, Streptophyta, Magnoliopsida, Ericales, Theaceae. The record is from RefSeq and is a predicted model, not a curated record.
CAGUUAUUUAACCUAAAACAAAUCGCUCCUCCUCCUGGACUCUCCGCUAUUCUCCCAUACACCGCCCUCACGCUCGUCUUCGUCCACCACCGCCAUCCCAUCAGCCACCGUCGUCAACCAGCACCACCAUCGCCGUCCUUCACUACCGUAGCUCUUACUGGUAUCCCCCCUUCUCUCUCUAUAUCUACACCACCGUCACAGCCGUCGUCAUCCACCACCGCGGGCCGAUCCAUCACUGCCGUCAACCAGAACCACCACUUCCGUCCUCUUCCAUCACCGUAGCUCUCACAGCUUGCCUAGGGCCCCUAAAAGCUCAGGGCCAACCCUGCAAGCCAUGGCGGCAUCCGAUCCUGAAAAGUUGAUGAUCAAAGGCGAUAAACUAACACAACUCAGCCUAACAAGGUGGAGUGCUGAUUGGAAGAGCGCUACUCUUUUGUAUGAGCAGGCUGCUAAUGGAUUCAGACUUGCCAAAAAUUAUGAGAAAGCAAAAGCUGCAUUUGAGAAAGCUUCCAAAGGACAAGAGAUGCUCUCUUCGCCCUGGGAUGCUGCUAAGCAUUUGGAGUCUGCUGCUGCACUGGCAAAAGAAUUAGGCAGUUGGAGUGAGGUUGCUGACUUUUAUAGAAGGGCAUCUGAAUUAUACAAUGAGUGCGGGAGGUCACAACCAGCAUCGGAUGCUCUUGCAAGAGGUGCUCGUGUUUUGGAAGAUAAUGCACCUGAUGAAGCUAUUCGGUUGUACACUGAUGCUUGUGAUAUUCUUGAAGAAGAUGGCAAGGAACAAAUGGCAUUUGAUCUUUAUCGUGCUGCCACAAGUGUUUAUGUAAAGCUUGAGAAAUAUGCAGAUGCUGCAACUUUCCUGUUGAGAUGGGGUUUAGCAGCUGAUAAGUGCAAUGCUACCCAUAGCCAGUGCAAGGUAUAUCUUAGUGCAAUCAUUGUGUACCUUUUUGCAAAUGACUUGAAGCAAGCAGAGAAGUGCUACAAUGACUGUUGUCAGAUUGAAGCUUUUUUGAGUAGUGAUCAGAAUCGUUGUGCGAGUAAACUUCUUUCUGCAUACUCGGACGGUGAUGUUGAAGAGAUUAAACGUGUGGCUCAGUCAAGCACUAUAAAAAAUCUUGACCAUAUGAACACAACUCAGCCUAACGAGGUGGAGUGCUGAUGGGAAGAUUGCUACUCUUUUUGUAUGAGCAAGCUGGUAGGUAAUUUAUGUAUGCUAUUGCAAAACUUUGAAAUGGUGCAACACU